This is a messenger RNA of Diuraphis noxia (Russian wheat aphid), 787 nucleotides long. RefSeq lists its product as uncharacterized. The record is from RefSeq and is a predicted model, not a curated record. NCBI's taxonomy places the organism in Eukaryota, Metazoa, Arthropoda, Insecta, Hemiptera, Aphididae.
AUUCAUUUGUUAAAAAAAAAAUGGGUAGUCGUUAUAUUUUCUCCAAAAAAAGACUACAGUGUAGUCCCAAUAAACUGGCUUGUUGAAACAGAAACCCAGAAAUUGUCUACCUGUACAAUAGGAUAUUGUUACUGGCCAUCAAUAAGGGUAACUAGCACAGACUUAAAAGCUGCUGUAGAUCCAGAUCAGUCUUGGUGUCAAUAUAAAAUCCGUGUAGUUGGUGGCAACAAGACUUACAGUAAUUUCAAUAAAGCCUGGCAUGAGCGAAUUGAAAUAGAGUCAACUGACAAUGAGAGUAUUUUAAAUGAACAUCAUCCAUUUAAGAGAAACAAAAAAAAUAAAACUGUGGAUACUAGUGAUAGUAGUGAAAAUGAAGAUUCAACUGGUUAUACUAUUGUACCUUCUAGUAAACAAAAUGAAUUGCUGUUUAAUACAUCACAUACUGAAUAUUCAACACAUACUGAUACAAUUCAAACUCUAUAUACAAACACACAACAACAACCGUCUAUAUCAACUUCUACUGAUGGCAAAAAUUCCAUUAUUACCCAAGUUGAUUCUUACACAAAUGUACAGCCAAGUUCUUCUUUUUCGGCAACACCAACUUUUUCUGCAAACCAAGAAAAAUCUUAUACAGAUCUUGAAGUUAGAUCAUUAACUUCACCAAACUCAUCAAACGUCCAAGAAUCAAGUAUGAUGGAACAGUUCACAUUUGAACCGUUUUAUACAGGAUCACAGGUUAAUCAUUUGGAAGUUYUAAGUCAACCAUUAUCCCAAGUUUCUCCUGAAG